This is a messenger RNA of Capronia epimyces CBS 606.96, 183 nucleotides long. RefSeq lists its product as uncharacterized. Lineage: Eukaryota; Fungi; Ascomycota; Eurotiomycetes; Chaetothyriales; Herpotrichiellaceae. The transcript is spliced from 2 exons. The annotation marks the transcript as partial. The record is from RefSeq and is a predicted model, not a curated record.
AUGCCUCCCAAGCGCAUCACCGUCCAACCGGCCCGCCGCUCGGCCAAGCCCCAGGGCUACUUCAGCUCGAUCUACAACACGCUGACGUCGGAUGAGAACUCGAGCGUCGUCAUCAGCGUCGCCAUGUUCGGAGCCGCCGUCGCUUUCUUCAGCUCCGAGUGGAGCGAGAUGCUGCUUCCCGGC